Fraxinus pennsylvanica is the source of this 768-nucleotide messenger RNA. NCBI's taxonomy places the organism in Eukaryota, Viridiplantae, Streptophyta, Magnoliopsida, Lamiales, Oleaceae. The record is from the annotation of a GenBank genome assembly.
AUGGGAAGAGCACCAUGUUGUGACAAAAAUGGACUCAAGAAGGGCCCUUGGACCCCUGAAGAAGAUCAAAAACUCAUUGAUUAUAUACAUAAACAUGGCUAUGGAAAUUGGCGAACCCUUCCAAAGAAUGCUGGGCUUCAGAGGUGUGGAAAGAGUUGCCGCCUUCGUUGGACUAACUAUCUAAGGCCUGAUAUCAAAAGAGGAAGAUUUUCAUCCGAAGAAGAAGAGACAAUAAUUCAACUGCAUAGUAUAUUGGGGAACAAGUGGUCUGCAAUAGCGGCUCGUCUUCCAGGAAGAACUGAUAAUGAAAUCAAGAAUUACUGGAACACCCACAUUAGAAAAAGGCUUCUUCGAAUGGGAAUUGAUCCAGUGACUCACAGUCCUCGCCUCGAUCUUCUUGAUUUAUCCACUAAUUGCCCACUGAAUGAAUGGCAAAGCAGUGGAUUAAUGCCAUCUAUUUGGGCAGAAGAUUAUGUACCUGCAGUCACAAAUUACGGCUACUACGGGCCGUCCAAUCAAUCCAUCAUAGAUCCUCCUCCGUCUGAUGAUCAUACUUCAACAUUUCAAUCUAAUAGCAGCAAUAAUUUCAACUUCCAGUCCGUUUUGUCCAAUAUAUCAACGCCUUCAUCAAGUCCAACGCCAUUGCAAUCAAACUCAACUUAUAUUAACAGCAGCAGUACAAGUCAUGAAGAUGAGAGAGAGAGCUACUGCAGCAACAUGUUAAAUUUCGAUAUUCAAGAUAUCUUGAAUGCAAAUGAAUUUAUGUAA